This is a messenger RNA of Galeopterus variegatus (Sunda flying lemur), 1653 nucleotides long. RefSeq names its product basic proline-rich protein-like. The transcript is spliced from 11 exons. Lineage: Eukaryota; Metazoa; Chordata; Mammalia; Dermoptera; Cynocephalidae. The record is from RefSeq and is a predicted model, not a curated record. The annotation marks the transcript as partial.
CCAUCACCAUCAUCAUCAACACCAUCAUCAUCACCAUCAUCAUCAUCAGGAACCCGGGGCAUGGGCCGCCCGGCGCUCACCGCACGCCGCCAUCCAAGCAGCCAGGCCUACCAAGGAGCCGUCACCCCAACACAAGACCCCCCUCGGGGACCCGGGAGCCGGGCCCGCAAAACGCUGCCGCCGCCGUCCAUGCAAGGAGCCCAAGACCCGUCUCGCCCACCGCCAACGCCGCCGCCGCCGUCCAUGCACGCAGGCCGACCAGGGAGCCGGAAACCCAACGAAGGCCCCCCCGCCACGGGGACACGAGAACCGGGCGCACGCCCCGCCGCCGUUCCCGCCCUCCAAGUAGCAAGGCGGAACAGGGAGCCUGAACCCCUACAAAAGACCCGCCCCCUGGGGCCCCUGACCCGGGCCCGCCCACGACCGCGGCCGCCGCCAUCCAAGCAGCCAGGCCUACCAAGGAGCCGUCACCCCAACACAAGACCCCCCUCGGGGACCCGGGAGCUGGGCCCGCAAAACGCUGCCGCCGCCGUCCAUGGAGCCCAAGACCCGUCUCGCCCACCGCCAACGCCGCCGCCGCCGUCCAUGCACGCAGGCCGACCAGGGAGCCGGAAACCCAACGAAAGCCCCCACGCCACGGGGACACGAGAACCGGGCCCACGCCCCGCCGCCGCUCCCGCCCUCCAACCGCUGCCGGCGCCACUAUCUAAGCAGCCAGGCCCACCAGGUCGCCUGAAGCCCCAAGAAAGCUCCCCCCCAUGGGACCCGAGACCCGUGCCCGCCCACCGCCGUCGCUGCCGCCGCCGUCAUGGUCCAAGCAGCCAGACCGACCAGGGCGCCUUGACCCUAGCAAAACGCAUCCACCAGAAGACCCGAGACUCGGGACCGCCCACCGACGCCGCCGCUGCUGUCCAAUCCAAGCAGACAGGCCGAUCAGGGAGCCUGAUCCCCAACAAAAGUCACCCACGCCACGGGGACCCGAGACCCGUGCAGGCCGUCCGCAGUCGCAGAAUCCAUCGCCGCCACCUCUGUCGCGUCCUUCCAAGUAGCCAGGCCUACCAGGGAACAGGAAACCUAUCAAAAGCUCCCCCUCCCCACGGGGACCCGAGUCCCAGACCCGCCCACGGUCGCCGUCGCCCAAGCAGCCAGUUCGACCAGCCGCCGCUGCCGUCCAAGCAGCCAGGCCGAUCAGGGAGCCUGAACCACAUCGAAAGCCCCACCCCGGGGACCCGAGACCCGGCUCCCCGUUCCCCGGCAUCCGAGAGCCGGACCAGCCCACCGCCGCCGCCACCCAAGCAGACAGGCCGAUCAGCCCCCCUGCCCGUGGACCCGAGACACGGACCGUCCGUUGCCCACCGCACAACGCCCAAAGCCCACCGCCGCCGUCGUCCAAGCUGCCAGGCCAACCAAGAGCGUUCAACCCAACAAAAGCUGCCCCCCACUCCCGUACCUGAGACCCGGUCCGCCCACCGCCCUGCCUCUGAAUACUUUGUCCCCUAUUCUAGCCAUAGCUACCAUGCGAUAGCUGCCAUGUCCUACAUGACAUGGCUACAGCUGAUUGGCUUAGUGGAGGUGGAGCUGGAGCUGGAGCUGCGGAUGGCAGUAGCUCUUGGGACAGUUGUUCAGCCUGGGCAGAAGCUGGAACUGGAGUGA